This is a messenger RNA of Rhea pennata, 6561 nucleotides long. RefSeq names its product inositol polyphosphate multikinase (gene IPMK). Bases 1 to 1314 code for a protein of 437 amino acids. The record is from RefSeq and is a predicted model, not a curated record. Lineage: Eukaryota; Metazoa; Chordata; Aves; Rheiformes; Rheidae. Gene Ontology annotation, molecular function: inositol-1,4,5-trisphosphate 3-kinase activity; inositol tetrakisphosphate kinase activity. Gene Ontology annotation, biological process: inositol phosphate biosynthetic process. The transcript is spliced from 6 exons. Gene Ontology annotation, cellular component: nucleus; cytoplasm.
AUGGCCACGGAGCCCCCGCGGCGAGCGCCGCCGCCGGCCGGGCGGCCCGAGGGCGGGCGCGGGCGCUGCGCGGGCGGCGAGGCGGCGGCGGAGGAGGAGAAGGAGGAGGAGGCCGCGGCCCAGCCAGCGCUCGGCGCCGCGCCGGGCCCCGCGGCGGCGGCCGGCCGGCGGCGGGGGCUCAACGGCUGCGUGCCGCUGUCGCACCAGGUGGCCGGGCACAUGUACGGCAAGGAUAAAGGCGGUAUCUUGCAGCAUCCAGAUGGGACAGUCUUGAAGCAGUUGCAGCCACCUCCCCGAGGUCCUCGGGAGCAGGAGUUCUACAACAAGGUUUAUGACUCUGACUGUUGUGACAGCAUUCUUCUGGAGCUGCGAGAGUAUCUGCCAAAAUACUUCGGUGUCUGGUCACCACCUGCUGCACCAAAUGAUAUGUAUCUAAAACUGGAAGAUGUGACCCGUAAGUUUAAUAAGCCUUGUAUAAUGGAUGUAAAAAUAGGUCAGAAAAGUUACGAUCCGUAUGCCUCAGCUGAGAAGAUACAGCAACAGGUCAGCAAGUACCCGCUAAUGGAAGAGAUCGGCUUUUUGGUGCUUGGCAUGAGGGUUUACCAUGUCUGCACUGACAGCUACGAGACCCAAAACCAGCACUACGGAAGGAGCUUGACGAAGGAGACAGUAAAAGAUGGCGUCUCAAAGUUUUUUCACAACGGAUACUGCUUGAGAAAAGAUGCUGUCGCUGCCAGCAUUGGGAAGAUUGAAAAAAUCCUGCAGUGGUUUGAGAGCCAGGAGCAACUCAACUUCUAUGCCAGCUCGCUGCUGUUUGUUUAUGAAGGUUCGUGUCAGGCAACCACCGUGCGCUUGAGCGAUGUCACUUUGGCGGAGAAGGGAGUAAUGCCCAAAGGACUGUUAUCAGGAGGAGGCAUACUGGAGUAUAAUAAUAAUAUUCACGUAAUAAAUUCUACAGAGAAUGGAAAAAUAGAGGCCUCUGUAAGUAAAGACUUGUCCAAAUUUUAUGCACUUCACAAAAAGGCAUAUUCAAAGAGGCACCGUGGUCAGCUCUCGCUCAAAGUUGAAAACUUGGAGCAAGGCAACAUGUGGAAAAGCAGCACUUGCAUUACCCAGGAGCAUCUAAAUGGAAAUGUUAUACCCCAACUGGAAAAGGUUUUCUGUCAUGUGCCAGCAGAGAUCAAGGAAAGCACAAACGUGGAAGUCCGAAUGAUAGAUUUUGCUCACGUGUUUCCUAGCAACACGAAGGAUGAGGGCUACAUUUAUGGUCUGAAGAAUUUAAUCACAGUACUUCAAAAUAUUUUAGAGAACUAAAUUCUUUGUUAUGGUUUUUACUGGGGGCCAAUGAUAAAGAGGAGCAACAACAACAAGAAUUUCUGCACUUGUAAUGCUGUAUAACUGGGUUUGUAUUGUUCUACUAUAUUUUAUUUGUCUUUGUACUUUUGGUAGAAGGGUUUAACUUUUUAUAAUCUCACUCAGGAAAAUAAUUGAUAGUUAAUUAAGUGUGAAAGGAUGAAGAUACUUGAGAUUAAGCAGGAUAGGUAAAUUGGUAGGGUGAGGUGUAUGCGGCUCACUUAAAUCCAAGGGGUACAGUUAUACAAUAAGUAAGGGUUAUGUUAGUUCCCCAUAACUACUUUAGCUUUGGUAAGUUUGCCCUUUUAGCCUUGACACUGAGCCAUAUCUCCAUUAAUAUGCUAUUAGAAAAUGGACUGAAAAUGAGAUGAAGUGCAGGAUUGAUGUCCUCAGUGCUGCCUGCUUGUGUUUACUGUGUUGAAUAACUGGAGUAACCCUACUUUGAGACGCAUCCUGUCUAGCUUCAGUAGUCUAGCUGGGGAACCAGUGUAUCCAGAAGUGCUUCUCAAUGCAAUGGGGUGAUACUGCUAUUCUUUUGAAAUUGGUGGGUGCUUGCCCUCUUUGUGGUUGUCCAUAGCCAAUGUUCAUCACAGACAAGCUACAAUGUAAUUUGCGUUGAGGUGCUAAGAAAACACUGUAUAAACUUACCGUAACAGGCUUAAACUGCACAAGUACUAGAGAAACUCUAAUUUUCGGGAAAGUAUGUUGGGAGGAAUCAAAUGCAAGGUAUUUCAGAAGCUUAUUUAGUUUAGGAGACUUUUUUUUUUUUUUUUUUUUUUUAAGUUGGUCAGUUAACGGGAUGGCUGAUAUUACAUUUAAGGAAGAUGCCUCAGUCCUCCUUUCUGAUGGCUGUUCUCCAAAAGCUUGCCUUUGGAAAGCAAACUUCAUGAAAAAGGGGAAACAAAGCAUUUCGAAUAAGCAUGUUGAGAUUGCCUUUAGCUGUUUGCUGCUUGUAUCAUUGCAACAAAUGUUUCAGUUUUUCACUGCAGGGGAGCACCAACUAGAAGCAAUGAGCAAGAUGGGUACAGGACCCUUUACUGCCAAGGUCCACUACAGCCCUGGGGCAACCAGAUGUACCUUCAGUUAUUUCAGUGGAGUUGUGGCUCUUUCCCCCCAGGGCUAAAAUUGGCUUGUGGUUGGAUUUUUUUUUUCUUUUUUUUUUUAACUGAUGCAUAAGCAAUCUAUGUACUUUGAAAAUUGUCACACCUCUGUAUUUCACUGGCAAAAUUAAGGUUUUCCUGUAGGAUGUUUGAGUUGGGGAUGAUGUAUCCAAACCUUUUUUUGGUGUGCCUCUUGUUUCCUGCGUAUGUGGCUUUCCUAACUUGCGUGUAUAGUCAGUGAUACGAAAGUCAAGACAAAAGUUUUGGCCUGCAAGGGGCAAGACUUUAAUGCUUUUGAUUUAUGCAAACCUCACAAAUUUUAAAAACGAAAAAAAAAGAAAGAAGAAGCUUGGAAUGGAUUGGGUCAUCAGAAACAUAUCUUUUAAAUGUGGACUUAGUGUGACUCUGUGGCCUUGCUGCUCUGUAUGAUGUUCUGCACUAUGCACUCAUUUGUGUAUAUGUCUUUGCAAGUUCUCGAUUUGACAUGUUUUCUAUAUCAGAAAGAGAAACAUGUUUUAAAUGAAGCUGACUGAUAUUUUAGCUCCAUUUGAGAUCCUAGGUUAAUUGGGAAAAACAACAUUGUCUGCAACUAUGUUUAAACUUUAGAGAUAAUAUUGGAUAAUACAUUAAAGAAUCAAAAUAAUCUGUUUGCAGAAUAAUAGUUUUGAAGCAUGAAAGAGAUGCUUGCAGUAGGGGCAAUAUCUUUUUACUGAAAAUUUUAUGCCAGCUAUGGUGAAGGGGAAAGUAUCGGGAGGAUGAGGACUUUUUUCCACCUGGUACUUCUUUUGCAACCAUACAGUUAAUACCUACUAUAGUCCCAACUGUCUGUGAACUAAUUUAAGCCAUGUUCUUGGAAAGGUUUGUGUUUUUGUUUGCUUUAUCCCUGUUUUUUCUGUUUUUUGUUUUUCUAUCCUGUAAGCAGUCAACAUGAGAGUAGUCUAGGCUGGUACAAGUUUUGGAAUUACAAAUUCACAAUAUUUUGCAGAAAAUAGAGGAAAACAUCUAUACAUUUGAAGGUUUUGUCUGCUAUAAUUCAUCUCUUCUGGAUUUUAAUCCAUUUUGUGCCAGGGGAAUUAGAUACCUGCCUCAAAGAAGUCAGUUAUUGGAAAAUGAUCUGUAUUCUCUUAAUAUAAGUGCAUUCUCCUGUCUCUGCUUUAAGAUAUGAUGUCUUCAGUGUUUGAAUGCUCUUUAAGUAUUGGUUGUUGUGUUGACUAUGGCAGUGUUUGUAAUGCACCUGGAAUAUUGUUAAAUUGUCAGAAUAUUUUGAAUAAAAAAUAAAAUAAUUUUAUCAGCUUUUUUACCAGUAGUUAUUAUGGAUGUAUUUCUGUUAAAUAAAAAUGUAUCUUGAGAGAUAACUUCCAAUUAAAAAUAUUGUUAUGUAAUUGAAGGUGGUUGUAGAGGUUUUGGCAUAGUACCGACUGAACAGAAGCCUGCAAAGGUAUUACGGUCAUGCUGCUCUUGUGCAUCUUUUUAGUGUCUUCUAUUUGAAGAGAUCAGAUUUUUAAAUGAUAGUUGCAGAUGUGUUUGCAGAAGUCACUGACGAGGUGACAGAAGGCAGACGCUGGUCACUGUGGUUGUGCAGUAUCAUUGAUUCUCCUCAUCUGCUGUUAAUACCUUUUUUUCCUUUCCUUCCCCUAUACAUUGUAGGAAACGCCAGUACAGGCAACAGGUACUGGGAAAUCUUCCUGCAAAUGGUCGCAAGGCCUAUAGGUAUUUCUGCCCAGUGAAACGAUAGAACAGGUCUCUUCUCCAGGCUGGGGUAACACUCGAUUGCUGUUACGGUGAAGCCCGUCUGUCCUAGUUUUGAGCAAUAAGAAUGUGAUUUAGCAAAAUCAAUUCCCAAAAGAGAAGAUUCACGGAAACAUUGUUUUUACUGUUGUUCUCUGAGAAUACAAUUAUGCUGGAGACUUUCUAAUGAGGUAAUUGUGCAAAUUGUGUAUAGGCUUACUAGUGAGAGUUAAGAGUUGUAUAAAGUUUUAUAAAAAGUAUUUACAUAUAUGGUAUUUUUGGAUAUUGGUGGAACUUGCCUAAAACGCAUUGGAAGUUGUUAUACUGUUCUGAAAUAUUUAAAAUAUUUUAUCCAAAUUAUUUUAUGAACUAAAGCAGACACUUUAUGUAUAAUUGAUUUGCAUGGAACUUGAACUGUUUUCUAUUUUUCCUGCUGCAUCGUCAGACUGUGCUUCUUCAUAAUCCUAGUUUCAUGCAGAAUUUUAAAGUACUUGGUAGAUUAGGAAAUAAUGAUUUCCUUCAUUUUUUUAGUUAACAGAGGGCAUACAUUACUGACAUACUUAAGUGCACCUUUCUAAGUAAUGUUAGUGUAUUAUAUAUCUAAAGCUCUACUAAAUGAUUCUUUACCUGCAGAAAGCUGGUUUGAGUCUGGAUUGCAGUAUGUAAAACUGACCUUUCUAUGUGCAGCAGCAGUGGCAAAGAAAAGGCAUGGCCUACACUGGUCUGCGAGCAAGUGUGUGUGUGUGUGUGUGUUUUUUUUUUUUUUUUUGGGGGGGGGGUAAAACUUAAACUUGUGAUUGUUUUUUUUUUCACAUGAGGUAUUAUCAGGUGUAGGAAGACAGGAAGAAUAGAGGCUCCAUUGAUUUCUGCUAAGUCAAGUAAUGAUUUGAUUAGUUGUUUGCUUUUAUUUUUUUUAAGCAAGUUUCCCUGCUGGGUGCUGCCUUCAGCCCUUGCUUUGGUACCAGUGGUGACCUGCCGUAGGCUGCAGCUAAGGCCUCCUCAUGGAACGUUUGGAGAGGGAAUUCUGAUAUGUUCCGAAGAACUUCAUGUUCUGUGACCAUCUUAAAGUGCAGGUAUUGAGAAAUGUGGUCAAAAUACCUCAAAUAACAUGAGGUGCAAAUUCCUUUCUUGCAUUUUUUUUUGUAACCAUGAAAAGCAAGAGUCAGAUUUUAGUAUUAAGCCUGUUUUUAUUGGAGAUUAGAUGUUAGGUUUUAUGAAACUUGCUUAAGUUUUAAAGUGCUUUAAAGAGAAUAUUUUGGGGGCAGGGUGAGUGACAGCCAAACUGAGCAUGUAGUUUUCCUUUGUGCAGUUAGCAUUGAAGUUUAGGUUUAAGAAGGUGGCACAGCAGGAAACGGCGCAAGUUCACGAGGAGCACGGAGCAGGACAUCUGGUCAGUUCUGCAGUGUGAGCAGUUAUUGCAGGUAAUAUCCCCAGGGCUUAAGUUUUCAGGUAUCUUGCAGUUAGGCUAACGUGGUUCAUGUGUAUUCUUUGAGCUAAAAGCAGGCAGUGGUCAGAUGUUCCUUUAAAAGUAUGUUCCACCACAUAUCCGCAGGCCAAGUCCUGCACGUUUGCCAUCGUUCACGGCAAUCUAUAAGGGAAAGCUGUGCAGGAUGUUAACAUCCAGAGGGCAACUGUACCAACUUGAGCAGUUUUUGAAAGGGAGUGGAAGUGAAGGAGAGAGAAGUUAAGGAUUAUAUAGCAAAAAAAACACAUUUCGAAAAAGUUUUGCUGUAAUUAAACAGUAAACUGUGGAGAUGGGCACCGGGUAUUUGGAGUCUGACUUCUUUGUAUGCUUUGUAUGCUUUAUAACAUUCAACAGAAGAUGCUCGUGCAGAGCAAUGGUAAAUGGGAACAGAGGUGUUUCAAGAAUGCCCUUAGCUUGAGGUGUGUACAUUGGUUAAAAUAGUUAUGAGAAAAACAAAACCCAGUGACCUAUGAAGUAACCUCCAAAUGUGUAUUGCACCAGACUGUAAAUGAAACUAGAGUGCACACAGGCACUUUAAUACUCUGGGAACCCUACUGGAAGAUAAAGCAUGUGAAAUUGCUCCAAAUGCUGUGUUGUUGUUUUUUGUCUAAAAUUAUAUGUUUAUUAAGCUUGGUGGAUGAAUGUAUCUAGUCUGGUCUCGGUUUCUUUUGGUUCAGGUGUCUAAAGUUGUCACUCAGUCUCCUCUAAUUUGUUUGUGUUUGACUGUAACUUCAUUUGGAUUUUUUGCCAUUAUUGGACUGCAGGGGGGGGGGGUAUUGCUAAUACAUUAUGUGUUUAUUUUAUAGAACAUUGUACUAUGCUAUCUACCAACUUUUGUAAAUUAAUUAUAAGUGAUAUUUAGGGUAAUUCUAACAGCUGUAUAUUUGGCAAAUAAUUAAAAAUUUCUGCAAGUGA